AUGACAUUAAAUACUAAAUACGGUCAAUAUUUAUUAAAAACACUUCCAAUUAUUAAUUAUACAUUUAAUAAAAAAGAAUUAUCAUUAAAUAUUCCAGCGAAUAAAAUGAUUCCUAUUUUUUUUUUUUUAAAAUAUCAUACUAACUGUCAAUACAAAGUUAUUUCAGAUAUUUGUGCUGUAGAUUAUUUAAAUAGAUUAAAUAGAUUUGAAGUUAUAUAUAAUUUAUUAAGUAUUAGAUUUAAUACUAGAAUUAGAAUAAAAAUUAUUAUAAACGAAUUACAAUCUAUUGAUUCAAUUACAAAUAUUUAUAAAGGAGCUUCUUGGUGGGAAAGAGAGGUUUGGGAUAUGUUUGGGAUUUUUUUUAUUAAUCAUCCAGAUUUAAGAAGAAUAUUAACUGAUUAUGGUUUCGAAGGUUAUCCUUUACGAAAAGAUUUCCCAUUAAGUGGUUAUUUAGAAGUUUAUUACAAUGAAUUAAAAAAAAGAGUUGUUUAUGAACCUAUUCAUUUAUCACAAAAAUACAGAUUAUUUGAAUUUAAUAGUCCUUGGAACAGAAAAACUAAUUAA
Molecule: messenger RNA, 564 nt
Organism: Saprolegnia parasitica CBS 223.65
Lineage: Eukaryota; Oomycota; Saprolegniomycetes; Saprolegniales; Saprolegniaceae
Source: the annotation of a RefSeq genome assembly